AUGAAUCCAGUCGCUCAGUACAUCGUCACCCACAGCUUCUGGCGCCACAACUACGAUGUCAGCACACCAAACAAAACACACCUGUUUCAUGUGUCCAACUCCAGCAUGACCCCGGGCAAACCGGAUCUUACUUUCCACGCGAGCACCGACAGCAACGGGUCCAUCGCGGGGGUGUGCAAGUUCCGCCAUUUCUCCUCGGACUCAGAGAUCGGCCUUGGCAAUCCGUCUUUGCCAGGCCGAAUGGAGUGGGAGUACCUGCACAAGCAGGGAUUUACGAAACGCCAAUUCUGGUUUCGCAUGCACCUCGACGACGGCAGCAAGCGGACUUUCACCUGGAAACGAACCCACUCCCUUGGCAGUGGCUAUGAAAACUAUAAACUGGUCGAGGAGGGGAGUAAUAACGUGGUUGCGGUCUUCUCCUCUGGGAGCGUGUUCUCCAAAACUACGGGGUCCUUGGAUAUUUAUUGGAACCUUGGCCAGAGAUUCUAUCUGAUGACGCUCAUGUCGGGGCUCACGGUGGUGGAGCGGGCCAGGAGAGCAAAGGCCUCGGCUGCCAGCACCGGGGGUGCAGCAGGCGGGGCUGCCGGGGGAGGAGGGGGUUGUUGA
Penicillium salamii is the source of this 606-nucleotide messenger RNA. The record is from the annotation of a GenBank genome assembly. Lineage: Eukaryota; Fungi; Ascomycota; Eurotiomycetes; Eurotiales; Aspergillaceae.